GAUUGGCUUAACGUCAGCGUUAGGCAAAGUGUUAGCAGUGUGGUUUUGGUUAGGGUUGAUGUUAGGGUUAGGUUAUAAAAUCAAAAUUUAAGAAGAUAUAUGCGGGCUUAGCCAUAAUUGCUGGCUGUGGUAACUAGUGACGACCACACGCGCACACCUCAGUGGCAAAACGAGGGGACGCGCUAUAGACGGACAGACAGCUAGAAAUGGAAAUGCAGACAAAAUGCAGCGUCUCCGCUCUGUGAGCUGCAUACACCAGAUUCACUGCCCUAAAUCCUCCCAAUAACGCUGUUGUCGUUGCAAAAAAAAAGGGAUUUAGGUUUAACAAUCGUCCUUCGCGGCAGACAGCGUUUGGUGACUGGACUAGUGGUGCGUCUUCCGUUCUGUCGCUGCCGCAGAGCGUUCUUCUUCUCUUCAGUCGAGCCAGGGCUGUUGUACAGAAGCCAUCGCUGUAUGAUUCGCCUUGUUCUGCGCUGUUUUCAGCCUUCUAUCUAUUCGUUCGUGCGGUAAAGCGCUGGUGGUGAAGUCAACGACAACGCUAGUGUGGAUCUAGUGGGCGCAUUACAUCCAUCUCUGUCGCGUCUACGGUCUGCUACACUGCUGUCGCUUUCAGGAUGGCGCUAACGAUUUGCACGAGAUUCACCGAUGAAUUCCAGCUUUUCGAGGAGCUGGGGAAGGGAGCGUUCUCUGUGGUGAAGAGAUGUCUCAGGAUCUCCUCUGGUCAGGAGUUUGCUGCCAAAAUCAUAAACACCAAGAAAUUGUCUGCCAGAGACCACCAGAAGCUUGAGAGAGAGGCCAGGAUUUGCCGUCUGCUGAAACAUCCCAAUAUUGUGAGGCUUCAUGACAGUAUAUCAGAGGAGGGCUUCCACUACCUGCUGUUUGAUCUGGUGACUGGAGGAGAGCUGUUUGAGGACAUCGUAGCCAGGGAGUACUACAGUGAGGCUGACGCCAGUCAUUGCAUACAGCAGAUUGUAGAGAGUGUUCAUCACUGCCAUGUCAAUGGUAUCGUUCACAGGGACCUGAAGCCUGAGAACCUCCUAUUGGCCAGUAAGCUGAAGGGGGCGGCGGUUAAGCUAGCUGACUUUGGGCUCGCCAUCGAGGUGCAGGGCGACCAACAGGCAUGGUUUGGUUUUGCUGGUACACCAGGCUACCUGUCUCCAGAGGUUCUGAGAAAAGACCCAUAUGGGAAGCCUGUGGACAUGUGGGCUUGUGGGGUGAUCCUGUACAUCCUAUUGGUCGGUUAUCCUCCCUUCUGGGACGAGGACCAACACAGACUGUACCAGCAGAUCAAGGCUGGGGCCUACGAUUUCCCGUCCCCAGAGUGGGACACAGUGACUCCUGAUGCCAAAGACCUGAUCAAUAAGAUGUUGACCAUCAACCCCGGCAAACGCAUCACCACCGCAGAGGCCCUCAAACACCCCUGGAUCUGUCAACGGUCCACUGUAGCUUCCAUGAUGCACAGACAGGAGACUGUGGAGUGUCUGAAGAAGUUCAACGCCAGGAGAAAACUCAAGGGAGCCAUUUUGACCACUUUGCUGGUAACAAAAAACUUCUCAGUCAAGAGUCUGCUGAACAAGAAGGCUGAUGCCGUCAAGGCGAACAACAAAGCCAACACAGUGACCAGUCCUAAAGCCAACACAGUGACCUGUCCUAAAGACACCAGCUUAACCCCAUCACUGGAGCCCCAGACCACAGUGAUCCACAACCCAAUAGAUGGGAAGAAGGAGUCUAUAGAGAGCGCCAACACCACCAUCGAGGACGAGGAUGUCAAAGCUCGGAAGCAGGAAAUUAUCAAAGUCACAGAGCAGCUGAUCGAAUCCAUCAACAACGGAGACUUCGAGGCCUACGGGAAGCUCUGUGAUCCUGGUCUGACGUCGUUUGAACCAGAAGCUCUGGGGAACCUGGUAGAGGGACAUGACUUCCAUCGCUUCUACUUCGACAACGCCCUGUCUAAAGGUAGCAAGCCGGUGCACACCAUCCUCCUCAACCCUCACGUCCAUCUGAUAGCGGAGAACGCUGCGUGCAUCGCCUACAUCCGCCUGAGCCAGUACAUGGACGCGGGAGGGAUGCCUCGCACCAUGCAGUCUGAGGAGACCCGCGUCUGGCAUCGCAGAGAGGGAAGGUGGCAGAACAUACACUUCCACCGCUCGGGCUCGCCCAGCGUACCAUCCCAUUAAUGGAAUAUCAAGCUUCAGUCUAAACUCCCAAGACAGGCAACAAUCAACAAGCCAACCCGUGUUCUCCAUUUAACCUCUAACCCCUGACCCCUCUGUAUGGACAUGACAUCACACAGGAAAAGGAUAUCAACCCUAAAAGGUCGUCAGGUCAUCCUAACCACCUAGAGUGUGUCCCUAAAUGGCACCCUAUUCCCUACAUAGGGCCCAUGGGCUCUGGUCUAAAGUAGUGUCCUACAUAGGGAAUAGAGCUCUGGUCAAAAGUAGUGCACUAUAUAGGGAAUAGGGUUUCGUUUGGGACUCAACCCCCACCUAGAGCAGCCUGCAGCAGACCGUGGUCGUUAUCCACUGGAGCAUAUUACCUGACAUUUGGUUAUCGGGUUUUUAAACUGUUUAUGGUGCAUUUUAAAUGUAUAGAGAUGUUUAAAAAUCUACUGCUGUCACUCCUCCCAUUUUGAACUUGUAUUGUUACGUGUGUUUUACGUGUUGCAAUACGAAAUAUUUAAAGAUCAGAAUGUUAAAAUCGAGCUUGCUUUUGUUCUGGUGAAAUGUAUAUAUAUCUUGUGAUUGUUGAUAAAACAAAUUAAAUAAAAAAAAAACAUUAAAUUGCUAUAUCAUAGGAGUUUUAAGACCUUUCGUUAAAAUUCUGUAUGUAAGUUUAUGUUUGCGUUGAGCUACUUGCUAAUGUUUGGUUGAGCUAGGUGCUAAUGUUUGGUUGAGCUAGGUGCUAAUGUUUGGUUGAGCUAGUUGCUUAUGUUUUGUUGAGCUAGGUGCUAAUGUUUGCUUUGAGCUACUUGCUAAUGUUUGGUUGAGCUAGGUGCUAAUGUUUGGUUGAGCUAGUUGCUAAUGUUUUGUUGAGCUCGUUGCUAAUGUUUGGUUGACCUAGUUGCUAAUGCUUUGUUGAGCUAGGUGCUAAUGUUUGGUUGAGCUAGUUGCUAAUGUUUUGUUGAGCUAGGUGCUAAUGUUUGGUUGAGCUAGGUGCUAAUGUUUGGUUGAGCUAGUUGCUAAUGUUUUGUAGUGCUAGGUGCUAAUGUUUGGUUGAGCUCGUUGCUAAUGUUUUGUUGAGCUAGGUACUAAUGUUUGUUUGAGCUCGUUGUUCAUGUUUGAGUAAUUGGGUUUGGACAUUAUGUACUCCUUAUUUAACUCAUAGAAUUGCAAAAUUCCCAGGUUUUCCAGAAAUCCUGGUUGGAAGAGUCCCAGAAUCAGGAGAAAACAAGCAGCAAAUCCGGAACCCUCCAACCAGGAUUCCUGGAAAACCUGGACAAUUUGGGAACGUUACCAGAAUUUUGCAACCCAACGCCCAACCUUGGUCUAAAGUAGUGCACUAUAUAGGGAAUAGGGCUCUGGUCACUAGUAGUUCACUAUGUAGAGAAUAGGGCCCUGGUCACUAGUAGUUCACUAUAUAGGGAAUAGGGCUCUGGUCACUAGUAGUUCACUAUAUAGUGAAUAGGGCUCUAGUCUAUAGUAGUUCACUAUAUAGGGAAUAGGGUUCUGGUCACUUGUAGUUCACUAUAUAGGGAAUAGGGCUCUGGUCACUAGUAGUUCACUAUAUAGGGAGUAGGGAAUAGGGUGCUAGUUGGGAUGUAACCAGUGAGAUGUGUUUGUUUGCCUUCAUAACAGAUGGCCUCAUUAUGCCAUUAUGAGAAAUAAAGACCACAUUGGUAGGUAUGCAUGGGGGGCGGGGUUAUCGGGAGUAUGAAUAUAUUAUAAUAAUGAGAAUAUUUUGUUUAUAUGUGUGAAUCACUGAGAUGUUUGUUGAUAAUGUUGAACAUCGGUCCUGUUGUCUUCAACCAGACCUCAUGUCUGUCCUUCCUGUUGUCUUCAACCAGUCCUCAUGUCUGUCCUUCCUGUUCUCUUCAACCAGUCCUCCUGUCUGUCCUUCCUGUUCUCUUCAACCGGUCCUCUUGUCUGUCCUUCCUGUUGUCUUCAACCAGUCCUCAUGUCUGUCCUUCCUGUUCUCUUCAACCAGUACUCAUGUCUGUCCUUCCUGUUCUCUUCAACCAGUCCUCUUGUCUGUCCUUCCUGUUGUCUUCAACCAGUCCUCAUGUCUGUCCUUCCUGUUCUCUUCAACCAGUACUCAUGUCUGUCCUUCCUGUUCUCUUCAACCAGUCCUCUUGUCUGUCCUUCCCGUUGUCUUCAACCAGUCCUCAUGUCUGUCCUUCCUGUUCUCUUCAACCAGUCCUCAUGUCUGUCCUUCCUGUUCUCUUCAACCAGUUCUCAUGUCUGUCCUUCCUGUUGUCUUCAACCAGUUUCAUUAGCCCCGUUUAUACUUGGUUCUAACAUGCGUCCACAUUCUGAUUGUGCCCACAUGCAGGUCUACACAUGGUAUUAAAAUGUGUAUCUUAUUCGUC
This is a messenger RNA of Oncorhynchus masou masou (cherry salmon), 4525 nucleotides long. Its product is annotated as calcium/calmodulin-dependent protein kinase type II delta chain-like. The record is from RefSeq and is a predicted model, not a curated record. The transcript has 21 exons. Bases 615 to 2177 code for a protein of 520 amino acids. Gene Ontology annotation, molecular function: calmodulin binding; ATP binding; calcium/calmodulin-dependent protein kinase activity. Lineage: Eukaryota; Metazoa; Chordata; Actinopteri; Salmoniformes; Salmonidae. Gene Ontology annotation, biological process: protein phosphorylation.